Messenger RNA from Coprinopsis cinerea okayama7#130, 1316 nucleotides. RefSeq names its product CK1/CK1/CK1-D protein kinase. The record is from RefSeq and is a predicted model, not a curated record. Gene Ontology annotation, cellular component: cytoplasm; nucleus. Gene Ontology annotation, biological process: signal transduction; endocytosis; peptidyl-serine phosphorylation. The coding region runs from base 42 to 1310 and encodes 422 amino acids. The transcript has 3 exons. Gene Ontology annotation, molecular function: ATP binding; protein serine/threonine kinase activity. NCBI's taxonomy places the organism in Eukaryota, Fungi, Basidiomycota, Agaricomycetes, Agaricales, Psathyrellaceae.
CACCAAACGCGCGCUCGCGGUUUCUUCGCGACGUCCGCAAGAUGGUUCUUACUACUUAUGCUGGCAAAUACAGGUUUGAAGAAGAAAUAGCAAAUGGAGGCUGUGGAACCGUGUUUCUGGGCGUGCAUACCACAGCAGGAAAACAAGUGGCAAUCAAGCUAGAGCCAACCCACCCUGAUCACCACCCGUCGCACCCAUCGCCGCUCAAAACAGAGUCCAAAAUAUACAAAUCCCUCUCUGGCGGUGAAGGCGUACCAUGGAUUAUUUGGAGCGGUCGACAGGGUGACUACAACGUUAUGGUCACGGAUCUCCUGGGUCCCAGUCUAGAAGACCUCUUCAAGAUGUGCAAUCGCCAUUUUAGUAUGAAGACCGUCCUCUUACUGGCAGAUCAAUUGAUCUCCCGCAUUGAAUUUGUGCAUUCGCACUCGAUCGUCCAUCGCGAUAUCAAGCCUGCGAACUUUGUCAUGUCGGUGGCGCCACAAACACCAUGCUCCUGUUCAACAUCACAUUCGAAUGCCAACUCAACGGCACCGUCCCCAACUUCGCCCUCCUCAUCCUUACCUGACCCUGUGGAAGGUGAUGUCGUCAAGCCCGUAAGAUCAAGGCUGCCAAGUCCUCCGGCAUCGUCGCGACCGUGUCCGCACCAUCCCCUCGUCCACAUCAUUGACUUCGGCCUGGCCAAGAAGUUCCGAGACUCGGUAUCGCAAAUCCACAUCCCCUUUUCUCAACACCCGACAGGCCUCCAUGGGGUCGGAACCUCCCUAUUCGCGUCAAUAAACACUCACCUCGGCAUGGAAGCUUCGCGAAGAGAUGACCUUGAAUCCCUCGCCUACAUGCUCAUCUACUUCCUUCGUGGGACUUUGCCUUGGAGAAAGAUGCGCGCCCCUUCCAACCUUCCUUCGUCGAUUUUGGCGGCCAUUUCGAAUAGUGAAGAGCGACGUGAGGCUCAAGAGCAUUAUAACCCCGUCAGUGCUACGUGGGACCUGAUCCGCGACAGCAAGCUCGAGCAUGAAGCGACCUUGACGGAGGGUCUUCCCGAGGAGUUCCACGUGCUGUACACCUACGCGCGUAACUUGGAGUUUGACGACCUGCCCGACUACGAGGGGUUGCGAAAUUGUUUCCGUGGUCUUGCUGCACGUCUUGGUAUCGAGUACGACGGUGUUUUCGAUUGGAGCGUAAAGGGUCCUGGGGAAGGAGGCAGCAAGGGCCCAGGAAUUGCAUCAAAGAAAAUCCGUCGUGGACGACAAUGCUUGGCCUGCGAUGCGCGCGCGAAAGCUAAAGCCGAGGAGGCGGAGAGGAGGAAGUCGUAAAGAGCG